GAAUUCGCCACAGCGCGUAGUCUCGAACCUACGCGGUUAUCUAACGCAUCGCCUCAGUAAUAUCACACCGAGCGAUACAGGUUGUCCAGACGGUUGCCAACGAUCCUACUAAAAUGCAAAAUUAUGCCAUACAACAGAGUGCAGAGUGAAGAGGGAAAAGCUAAUGUACGACAAGCCACAAGCAGCGGCCACAAAACCGAAGUUUAACGAAAGCCACGCUAAGUCAACACACACAUAUACUCACACACAACACUAAGGAAACGAACACAAUGUGCCUGUUAGUAACAACAACAACAAGAACAAGUAAAACAACAAAAUUUAGUAAAAUCACAAGCAGCGGAGCAAACCGACUAAUGUAAAAGUUUUUACAUUCCAAACGAACUCGAGCUGAGCAGUAAACCCACAAAAGUUGCGAAGCUUACAAAAACGGUGAAAUGCAACAAAAAUGAGAUUAAAAGUUCCAAAACUAACUGAAAACGUUUGGACUAAUUAUAAGACAACAACAAAGUACAGCAUAGCGUUUAAAAAAGGAUAGUAAGAGCGAAAAGGAGUCAAGCCAGAGCUAACGACACAAACAACACAGCAAUUAAAGUGCGAACCCAAGAGCUACGCCAUAUUUAGUACAAAACUUCAGCAAUUCAGCAAUAAAGAGCGUAUUUAAACAUUUCAAAACAUUUAACUUAAGUCUACUAACAUGGCUGGUUCAUUUCAAAUACCGUUGCUCAAUCUCGAGCUGCGCGAGGUCAAAGAAAUCGUUUGGGAGAAAAUUCAAGAGCCCGUCAACCAACGUCGUCUCAUCUUAGUAAUAGUCUCGAUAGCGCUGCUUUUGGACAACAUGUUGUACAUGGUAAUCGUACCCAUCAUACCGGAUUAUUUGCGUGAGAUCGGUAGCUUCGAUGAUGACACACCAACGCCGCCGCCAUUGCGUGAUAAUCGCACCGGUCUCAUUAUACCAGUGCACCACGACCAUCAUGGCCAGGACUCUGCCACCGGCAUACUAUUCGCAUCGAAAGCCAUUGUACAAUUGAUGGUGAACCCCUUCUCGGGUGGUCUUAUCGAUCGCAUUGGCUACGACUUACCCAUGAUGAUCGGUUUGACCAUUAUGUUCUUCUCAACUGCGAUGUUCGCUUGCGGUCGCAGUUACAGUUUACUCUUCUUCGCGCGUUCGCUACAAGGUGCGGGCUCGGCUUUUGCCGACACAUCAGGUUUAGCCAUGAUAGCGGAUCGCUUUACCGAGGAGAAUGAACGUUCGCAAGCAUUGGGUAUUGCUUUGGCAUUCAUCAGUUUCGGUUGUUUGGUAGCGCCACCGUUCGGUGGUGCACUCUAUCAGUUCGCCGGCAAGGAAGUGCCCUUUCUCAUUUUGGCGUUAGUGUGUCUCUUGGAUGGCCUUAUGCUAUUGCUGGUAAUGAAACCAGUUAAAGAUCAAAUAAGACAAAGCAAGGAGGUGCAACAACAAACGAUUCCUAUAUGGCGCUUGCUAAUGGAUCCAUACAUUGCGGUCUGUGCCGGUGCGUUGACCAUGUCGAAUGUGGCGUUGGCUUUCCUAGAACCCACCAUAUCGCUGUGGAUGGAAGAUAAUCUAACUACAGAGAAUUGGAAAAUUGGUAUGGUGUGGUUGCCCGCCUUCUUUCCGCACGUGCUGGGUGUGGUCAUCACUGUGAAAAUGGCGAAAAAGUAUCCACAUCAUCAAUGGCUGAUGGCUGCCGUCGGUUUAGCGCUCGAGGGUUUCUCCUGCUUCAUAAUACCGUUCUCCAGCUCCUACCAAAUGCUGAUGUUACCCAUUUGUAUUAUUUGCUUUGGCAUCGCGCUCAUCGACACCGCGCUGCUACCAACGCUGGGCUACCUGGUGGACGUGCGCUAUGUAUCCGUGUACGGCAGCAUUUAUGCCAUUGCCGAUAUUUCAUAUUCGAUCGCAUACGCAGUCGGUCCCAUCAUUGCGGGCGGCGUAGUAGAGGCGAUCGGUUUUACAGCGCUGAACUUCAUCAUUGCCUUCUCCAAUCUGCUGUAUGUGCCCGUGCUACGCAAGUUACGCAAUAUCUACGAUUUCAAACCGUUCGAAAAUGAAGCCAACAUACUUAUGCAAGAUCCACCGAACAAAGAAUAUCAAACCUAUGUAAUGCAUGAUCAGAAACCGAUUGAUGGUGAUUUCAAAAAUCAUCUUGAGUACGGUCAGCAAUAUCAACAGGAGCAGGAAUCCAAUGUGGACGAUACAAACUAUGAGUACCAACAGCAAGAUGGCGGCUACCAGCAAACUGGCGGAGGUGGCGGUGGCGGUUAUCAGCAAAAUCAGGGUUAUCAACAGCAAUAUCAGCCUGGCUAUCAGGAGCAGGGUGGUAAUUAUCAGCAGCAAGAAACGCGACAUCUUCCACAACAACGCGUCGCAAACCCGUUCCAGCAUCAGCAGCAGCAGCAGCAGCAACAACAACAGCAAAUGAACGAUGGCGGCGGCGGGAGUAGAGGCCCUGCUGGUCCAGCGAAUCCAUUUAGACAAGGAUUUUAAAAUGUUGUCUUACACAAAGUUAGCGGUAAUCUAUGUUUGUUUUUAUAUCUUUGAUCGCAUAGUUUACGUGUUUCGUUGAUUUUACAAUAACAUAAUAUGUACUUUGUUGUUGUGGCUAAUAAUAAUACUAAUACUUACAUAUAUACAUACAUAUAUCUAUACACAUAGGUGAAAAAAGUUAAACGAAAAAGAAAAAAACAAACAAAAAUAAAAACGAGCAUAUAUUUAGUAGAGCAAGUGGAGUGUACACUAUAACCGCAUGACUAGGCAUACCAUAGAUAACUACUCGUACAUAAUGUUGCACCUGAAAUAUCGCAACAUACAUACAUAUACAAAUAUACGCCAGUAUGUAGUUACAUAAGCAGUUAGAUAACAGAAUCUCAAAAGUAGCUAAGAAAUUGAAAGCAAACAGCACAACUUUUGUAUUAUACACCGGAAAUAGUUAAACAUAUAUAUUAUAUUAUCAUAUAGGUAUAACUCUAAUUGGGUUAGAGGUCAAAUAUAGCAAUAACAAUGUACGCAUCAAUAUGUAUAGUCUAUGUCGUGUGCUGUAUGGAGUAAAGGAGGAGCGCUUCUGAACGGUUAUUGUGUGCAAGACAUCGCUGCUUAGUAAAUAUUCUCAAGCACAAAUUAUUAGUUUAGAGUUAAAAAAUUUAUAGUUUUUUUUUAAUACUUAUUGAAAAUUUAGAUAUUUUACGCAAAGGCAUCGGCUAGUUGGUUAUGGAACUAGCCUAGAAUCACUCAUGACUAAAAUGUGGCAUACCUAUGUAUGACUGUUGUCAAAAAUACAUGGCAAGAUACCGUUAAUAAUUCUCGAUAGGCGAUGACUGAAGUUUAGACAAAGGAUGGAUUUACUCGUUAUGAAAUAGAAUAUAGAACACGGAUUGGAUUUAACGCAGCAAAUGUUGUAUAAAGCACAGUGUGAAAAUCUGAUUUAAUUUGCUACUUAAAGAAAUGAAAAUAUAUUUUCGUCCUUCAAAGGAUGAAAAAACUAAUUAAAUAUAAGUAGUUUAAAAAAAAAAAACAAAAAACACUGCUAAAAAUUGUGUCACACAAGUGUCUAUUUUCAGAUAUUCUUCAAGCGACAGUUAGCUUAGUUUAGAUAGCGAUCCCUCAAAGUGACUUCUGGUUCACACUUUGGACUGCUUGAUACAAACCUUUACGAAAAUCGCCAAAUUUUUCAUGCGUUACACUGGUAUAGCCCAUUAACGCCAACUAGCACAUAUUUCCCUUGGACAUCGCCGGAAGUGUAUGGCUGCAAAAGUUGCCUCAGAGAGCCUGGGUUCUUAAAAUAACGAGGGACUUAACACUCAGAAAUCCUCACUCACUUUGACUUCAUACCGGUUCCCUUCGGCUUGGAAACCGAAGUCUGGCGGCUCCUUCUCUACCCACAUACCGGCAAGGAAGUUGAGGGUGGGAUGAAGCCGUUUGAGGAGAGGGGCAGUGAGCGUCUUCACGGAUGGGUAAAGGCUUGGGGCUAAGGUUGGUGGAGGGGUCUACUAACGGGAGCUAUCUAUCAACUCCAGUUUCAGACUUCCUGACUAUUGCAG
Messenger RNA from Bactrocera tryoni, 4050 nucleotides. It is a transcript of the gene VAChT, whose product is annotated as vesicular acetylcholine transporter. Bases 695 to 2500 code for a protein of 601 amino acids. Gene Ontology annotation, molecular function: xenobiotic transmembrane transporter activity; acetylcholine transmembrane transporter activity. The transcript is spliced from 2 exons. Gene Ontology annotation, cellular component: AP-2 adaptor complex; AP-1 adaptor complex; membrane. NCBI's taxonomy places the organism in Eukaryota, Metazoa, Arthropoda, Insecta, Diptera, Tephritidae. The record is from RefSeq and is a predicted model, not a curated record. Gene Ontology annotation, biological process: transmembrane transport; chemical synaptic transmission; xenobiotic transport.